UACUCUUUUCCAUAGAUGCUGCCUAAUCUGCUGAGUUCCAGCAUUCUGUGUGUGUUGCUUUGGAUUUCUAGUAUCUGCAGUGGGAGUUAUUUUGGACAUUAUAUCCUUAACGUUUCUUCAGAAAACUUGUUUAAUCUUAAGUUUGCUGCAAAGGAACUUUCCAGAAAUGCCAAAAAGUGUGAUAAAGAAGAAAAAGCAGAAAAAGCCAAAAUCAAAAAGGCAAUUCAAAAAGGUAAUACAGAAGUAGCAAGAAUACAUGCAGAAAAUGCAAUCCGACAAAAGAAUCAGUCCAUCAACUUCCUGCGAAUGAGUGCGAGAGUGGAUGCAGUGGCUGCACGAGUUCAGAGUGCAGUUACAAUGGGCAAGGUAACCAAAUCGAUGGCAGGAGUUGUCAAAUCCAUGGAUAUCACCUUAAAAAGUAUGAACCUGGAAAAGAUUUCUGCCCUAAUGGAUAAAUUUGAACAUCAGUUUGAAACGUUAGAUGUACAGACCCAGCAGAUGGAGGACACUAUGAGCAGUACCACAACUCUAACUACACCACAGCAUCAAGUGGAUUCGUUGCUGCAGGAAAUGGCUGACGAAGCUGGUCUUGAUUUGAAUCUGCAACUUCCUGAAGGUCAAAUGGGAUCAGUUAGCAGCAGUGUGGCUUCUGCUGAACAGGAUGAUCUUUCCCAAAGACUUUCAAGACUUCGAGAUCAAGUGUAAAGAUGAGAAAACAUUCAGCCUUAAUACUUUGGGAAUUAUGUAUAAUCUUCAGUUGCGGAGGGGGCAAAGUGUGGUUAUAACAUAUUGAUAUUCUUUUGUAGUUGAGUCACUAGUAUGCUGUCACCAGGAUAGGCCAUGUUGAGAUGUAAACCUGAGAUAUGGUUAAUGCAUUUGGUAAUCACACAGCCUCCUUCCUUUCUCUUACAACUUAGUAUAAACUGGGAAUCUUGUUUAUGUGAGGGGUGGGGAAAGUUCAGGUGACUUUUGUAUUCAGAUGAAGUCUACAAUAUUUGUGAUGAGACAGUUUCCUCUCUUAAAACAUAGUGCAAUUUUGCUAUCAACCAUUGUAUCUUAAUUGUUCAGGAUGCAUCACUGAAAAAAUGAUGUUUGGAUUAAAAGAUGAUUGAAAGUAUUUUUGAAAUAUGGUAUCGUAUUUUCACCACACUUCUGCACAAAGCUUUAUUGUAAUUUGGUUUUACUUUCUGUUGUGUAUUGCUGGGACUCUAAUAGUUAGAAUAUUCCCCAAGUGUUAUAAAAUUUAAUCUAUUUAAGAAGUUUGAAAAAGCUUUGAAGACAUUUAACCUCACUAGGGGGGGGGGGGGUAUAAAUUAAGCUCUAUUGUACUAAAUCUUUUGAUGAUUGCACACUGAUUGCAGGGAUAUUGUGUCUGUAUGAGGUUUACAUGUUAAUAUGAUUCUUUUAAAAUUUUUGCAUUUCUUCCGCUGUACUUGACCUUACAAUUAAAGGUUCUUUAAAAUAAAA
This is a messenger RNA of Hypanus sabinus (Atlantic stingray), 1467 nucleotides long. It is a transcript of the gene chmp1b, whose product is annotated as charged multivesicular body protein 1B. The record is from RefSeq and is a predicted model, not a curated record. The transcript has 8 exons. Gene Ontology annotation, biological process: endosome transport via multivesicular body sorting pathway; late endosome to vacuole transport; protein transport. The coding region runs from base 16 to 705 and encodes 229 amino acids. Gene Ontology annotation, cellular component: multivesicular body; ESCRT III complex. Lineage: Eukaryota; Metazoa; Chordata; Chondrichthyes; Myliobatiformes; Dasyatidae.